AUGUCUGCAUCCCGUCGUGGAUUGUCAUAUGGCUAUCAGCAAACCGAAGGUCUUUCUGGUGCUGAAUAUUUGGCUUCAAUUUACGGUACAGAAAAAGAUAAAGUCAACUGCUCUUUCUAUUUCAAGAUUGGUGCAUGUCGGCACGGUGACAAAUGUUCACGCACACAUCAUAGGCCAACAUUUUCUCCGACUAUUCUUCUUCAAAAUUUCUACCAUAAUCCAAUCGUAGAUGUUCGUCAAGCAGAUGCAUUUGAUAAAGUGGGAAAACGAAAUGCCGAAGAGCAAGCUUAUUUUGAUGAAUUUUAUGAAGAGGUUUUUACUGAAUUAGAACGUAAAUACGGAGAGAUUGAUGAAAUGAAUGUGUGCGAGAAUAUUGGCGAACAUAUGAUUGGAAAUGUUUAUGUUAAAUUUAUGCGUGAAGAGGAUGCCGAAAAAGCAGUUAAAGAUCUAGAAAAUCGAUGGUUCAAUGGACAGCCAAUAUAUGUAGAACUUUCACCUGUAACAGAUUUUCGCGAAUCACGUUGUCGACAGCAUGAGGUAACUACGUGCUAUAAAGGAGGCUUUUGUAAUUUUAUGCAUCUUAAAGCAGUUAGCCCUGAACUUGGAGAAAGGCUGUUUGGAAGAAGAGGUCGUUAUGCAGAUGAAGCGGGCCAUUAUUCCAGUCGCCGACCUGAUCGGAAUCGUCGUGAUCGUUCACCAAGAGAUAGACGCCGUGAUGAAUGGCGCGAUCAUAAAGAAAAACGCUAUUAA
Messenger RNA from Dracunculus medinensis (Guinea worm), 750 nucleotides. NCBI's taxonomy places the organism in Eukaryota, Metazoa, Nematoda, Chromadorea, Rhabditida, Dracunculidae. The record is from the annotation of a GenBank genome assembly.